Molecule: messenger RNA, 2224 nt
Organism: Schistocerca gregaria
Lineage: Eukaryota; Metazoa; Arthropoda; Insecta; Orthoptera; Acrididae
Product: serine/arginine repetitive matrix protein 1-like
Exons: 7
Coding region: 216-1880 (554 amino acids)
Source: RefSeq, a predicted model, not a curated record
UUUUAUAAGUUACAGAAGUAAAUGUGACGCGUCACCAGCGGUUCACGGUGUCACGGUAGAGGGCUGUAGACCUCUAUGGCCGGCCACAGGCGCAGCGAGGUCCUCUGGCUGUGUGGCGUGUUAGUCCUGCCCCAGUGUCUAGAGCAGUAGGUGUCCCCUGAGUCGCAGACUUCCAGCCUCCGCGUGACGCAGACAACGGUGUGAAGCCACCAGCUAUGGAAAAACAACCGGACCGUGUGAGGAAGGAGGCAGCACCGGCUGCUGAGGAGCAGCAGCAGCAGUCUCAAGAGGCCAGAGAUCUGCCAGGGCCGUCCCGUGAAGGCAGAGACCCGGCUGCUGGGGACCAGGAAAGCGGCGCGGAGCUGGAGGCGCUGCCUGCUGCAGCUGCUGAGUCUCCAGAGCUGGAGAAGGCUGGCACCGGUGGGCUGGAGCGAGGGAUCUCGCCGGAUGCUUCUCAAGAAGAGCAGGAGCAGCCUCCACGAAAGAAGUCUGCGUCACCGGAGCGCUCCCUGGAGCAGGCAGAGGGCGCGAGCACCUCCAACCAGCAGGAGGGGGGCCAAAAACCGCUGCCGGAUGAACCUUCUCCAGAAGGGCAGGAGGAGCCCCCACGAAAGAAGUCUGCAUCGCUGGAGCGCUCGCAGGAGCAAGCAGAGGGCGCGAGCACCUCCAGCCAGCAGGAGGAGGGGGAGGAGGAAGAGGGCCAGCAAACGCUGCCAGAUGGCUCCAAGAAGAGGGCGUUCACCCUGGAGAGCCGCUUGCAGGACGCAGUGAAGAAGCGCCUCCAGCUGCGGCGGCAGCUGUCCACCCCGGAGAGCUCCUCCAGCCCGGCCAGCGAGAGCCAGGAGGGCUCGGACGACGGCAGCUCGCGAGACCUGCCGCUGCACGAGGAGUCCUCGGGAGACACGCGCGACGUCCGGGGGCGCUUAAAGCAGCUCAAGCUCGCUGUGCCCAAGCCGCAGACGCCGCAGGAGCCACCGCAGACGUCUGCGCAACCGUCACCGCCGACGUCGCCCGCGCAGCCGCAGCCUCCAACUUCGCAGCCACCGUCGGCGCCGACGUCACCCGCGCAGCCGCAGCUGCCGACGUCGCCCGCGCCACCGACCUCGCAGCCGGCGUCGCCAACAGUGAGCGACGCGAUGCGCGAGAUGUUCUCCCCCGGCACCAGCGACGAGAUCUGGUCAGCCAGCGCCCCCUGCUCUCGGGAGGGCAGCAUGCCGGGUUCCAGGCCAUCAUCCAGCGCCGCCUCCAGCCCCUCCAGAGCUGAGGGCCGGAGUUUGCAGGACGUGCCACCAGAACGUGAGGUCCCUCAAGAGGCCACUGAGGGGAGAAGCGUGCUGGAGGAAGAGGCGGAGAAGGAAGCCGGCCUGUUCCCGGGGCCUGACCUUGAGGGCCUGUUCACGUGCUCCGCUACAGGCGUCUUCCGGUCAUCCGUCGGCGAGACAUCAGCAUUCAGAGGCAUCCCAGAAGAGCCACUCGAAGAGCAGCAGAAAGCGUCAGAGGAUCCAGUGUGUGAAGAGCCAGGUGAGGGGACAGGACUGGGCCAGGGACAAGAGGGCCCCCCUGCUUGGACACUCGGGCCUCUAGCCGCGGUGGCCGCGUCGGCAUUCGGCGGGCUGCAGCAGAAGCCACAGCCGCAGCAGCAGCAGCAGCAGCAGCAGAAAGCUGGAGGAGAGGGUGCGCAGCUGGGGGAGCAGCAGACAGGACAGGGCGGGGCAGCGCUGGCAGAGGACAGCGGGGAGCAGGAGCCAGGGCCAGAGGGAGAGGCAGAGGAAGGGCGGCCACUGGGGCAGGACUCGCCAGGGCCGGAGCCGAGGCGGGCCUCCAAGCGGAAGAGCACAGCCGGCCACUGCGGGCUGGUGCCGAAGAGGGGCCGCAAGUGAAGGCUGCUCACCGUUUUUUAGAUGGAAACCAUCAAUUUUUAAAAUCUCAUUAAACUUCUCUAAAUUUUUCAGUAAGUUAACGAAGCUUUUGGCAAAUAGUAUUGACGAAAAUUACCACAGAUGAAAGUAAAUUCAUGUUGAGCCCAUUUCUGUCACAUUCUACAAAAUUCCUAAAAUGUUAGUUUCAGUAAGUCAGUACCAAGGGCACGAAGAAAAAAGCAAAACUUCAUCGAUAAUUUUUAGUGGCUUAAUCCUUAGCAAAGCUGUUUAAAAAUAACCAAUGUUUGUACUUCAUGUGUAAUUUAAAACUCGUCUGUGGUGAAUAAAAAUCAACAAAUUUUUUC